UAGAUUUGUUUGUAAACAAACUUGCUCAUGAACCACGAACUUUGAUUGAAACUCUAUUUUAAAGAAAUCGUUCUUUCAAAGAGAGAGAAAAAAAUAUUACUGAGGCUUGUAUAAAAAUCUUCCCGAAUAGAAAUUUAGUGUUAAUUUUCAUUUAACUGUAAAGGCGAACAUCUUAUUUAUUUCUCUUAGUAAAUAAUCUUGAUAAUGAAUUACGAACAUAGCUUGAAACUAUUUUGAAGAAAUGGUUCUUUUAAAGAAAAUUAAUGAAUAGAUUUUUAAGAAAUCAUAGUCAUUUAACAAAGUAAUUAAAUUUUGUAGUAGGAUGUUUUGAAUUUAGAAAUUAAAGUCUAAAAAUUUCUUUUUAUUAGACUAGCUAUCUAUUAUCAAAUAUUAAAACUAGUUGGAAAAAAGAUACAUGCAUGACAAGAUGAGUUCUGAUACAAAUGAAGAUUUGUCUGUGGAAUCUCAAAAUCCUAGUAUGUCUCACAAAGAAGCCUUAGCUUAUGUCGAAAAUGGUCUUAAUGAACUUAUUACAACUGACCCCUUACUUCAAUACUUACCAUUGGGUGUUACCCUUGAGGAACUGAACUCUAUGUUAGCUUUAGAAUAUGGAAGAGCCAUGACUGUAAAAGUUCGCAGAGCUGAUGGAGAAACUUAUUCUGUAGUUGUUGAACCAAAAGCCACAGUUAUGGACUUAAAGAAAGCAAUCCAGAGGCAUGUUACACUGAAACUGAAAAGAGAAGGCUGUGAACGAAUUAUCAGUUGGAGGUAUAUCUGGAGAACCUACUGGCUUUAUCAUGCAGGGCAAAAAUUGGCAGAGAAUGAUAAACCUCUAAAAUUUUAUGACAUACAGAAUAAUUCUGAGCUUACAUUUGUAAAAAGAUUAAGAAAUAAAUAAUUCAGCAUUCUCAUUUUA
Parasteatoda tepidariorum (common house spider) is the source of this 916-nucleotide messenger RNA. Its product is annotated as U11/U12 small nuclear ribonucleoprotein 25 kDa protein. Gene Ontology annotation, biological process: mRNA splicing, via spliceosome. Gene Ontology annotation, cellular component: U12-type spliceosomal complex. Gene Ontology annotation, molecular function: protein binding. The record is from RefSeq and is a predicted model, not a curated record. NCBI's taxonomy places the organism in Eukaryota, Metazoa, Arthropoda, Arachnida, Araneae, Theridiidae.